Molecule: messenger RNA, 974 nt
Organism: Eutrema salsugineum
Lineage: Eukaryota; Viridiplantae; Streptophyta; Magnoliopsida; Brassicales; Brassicaceae
Product: ubiquitin-conjugating enzyme E2 4
Exons: 6
Coding region: 180-743 (187 amino acids)
Biological process (GO): protein polyubiquitination; ubiquitin-dependent protein catabolic process
Cellular component (GO): nucleus
Molecular function (GO): ubiquitin conjugating enzyme activity
Source: RefSeq, a predicted model, not a curated record
CUUCUUCAUCAUCGGUGUACGUGAAAAAAAAAUAAUUAUAAAAGAAUAUAGAAAAUCCUUCCUUUUCAGUUUCUCUUUCACACAUUUUUCUUCAUUUCCACUCGAAUCCGAAAGAACCAGAAAAAAAAAACCCAGAAAAGAAGAAAAUCAGAGAAAUUAAGCGAACCCAGAAAAAAAAGAUGUCUUCCCCAAGCAAACGCCGAGAAAUGGAUAUGAUGAAGCUGAUGAUGAGCGAUUAUAAAGUGGAGACGAUCAACGAUGGCAUGCAAGAGUUCUUUGUUGAAUUCAAUGGACCCAAAGACAGUCUGUAUCAAGGAGGUGUGUGGAAGAUAAGAGUUGAGCUUCCAGAUGCUUAUCCUUACAAAUCUCCAUCUGUUGGUUUCAUUACUAAGAUUUAUCACCCAAAUGUUGAUGAACUGUCGGGUUCUGUUUGUUUAGAUGUGAUCAAUCAGACUUGGAGUCCAAUGUUUGACCUUGUGAAUGUGUUUGAGACAUUUCUUCCUCAGCUUCUUCUGUAUCCAAACCCAUCAGAUCCAUUGAAUGGAGAAGCUGCUGCACUGAUGAUGCGUGAUCGUCCUGCGUAUGAACAGCGAGUUAAAGAAUACUGUGAGAAGUAUGCAAAACCAGGGGAAGGUUCAGAAGAUAAGUCCAGCGAUGAAGAACUAAGUGAAGAGGAAUUUGGUUCUGAUGACGAUGAAGAUGAUGAUGAUGAUGUUGCAAUUGCAGGCAAACCAGAUCCUUGAACCGGGAUUUGGUAGGGGACGACUUGUUUUAUGUAUAUGAUCGAUCAUGAAUAUUUUAUUUAUGCUUAUAAGUUACUGAACUGUGAAAUCUCCCGUUGUGUUUGUUUACCUGUUUUUAAAUUUACCGGUCCGGACGUUUGUGUACAUUAUUAAGACCGAACCGAAUUGUUAGUCUUUUCCGAUUUCAAAUAAAUUGGUCAUACCGGUUUAGACCGUUUAUUGGUUCGAUAA